UUUACUCUUGGCUUUUUAUUUAGGGUGUUAAAGGCAGUCAAAUGUUUAGACCAGAAUUGUAGCGGUCAAAUUGGAAAUGAAGGGGUAAUUAUGUUUGUAAUUCAUCCAUACUUAACCCUUUAACUCCCAAGAUCUCAUUGAUAACUCUCCUUACUGUCUUUCAUACAGUUCUUGUGAUGUUAGUGUGGAGAAUUUAGUAUUGGAUCAACUUAUACCCCCCUAAUUGAUAUAAUUGUUCUUUAUUCUCAUCACUUGUCUGCUUGAUAUUGUAUUGAUAUUGUAUGGAGAAAUUUUGUCUUGGUCACUUAUGGGAGUUAAAAGGUUAAGCAUUAUUUUAAACUUAUAAAUAAAUGCAUUUUUCGUAGUUAAUAAGAGCACAUACAAUUUCAUCUUCAGUUAGGAAAAAUAAAUAUCAUGGACAAAUAAAGUAUACUUAAAUGAUGAUGGACAUCUAGUUUCAUUAUCAAGUGACUAAAGAGAUAUGUAGUUUUAUUUUUAAUGAAUUGAAUGAAAUGAGACAAUAGGUCAAGUUUUAAGAUACAAGUGUUAGGCUGGGGUAUGUUGUGGAAAUGAUGAUGUGCAUAAUCACUAUAGCCAUUAGAGGGAAGAAGCAUUUCUGAUUACCAGUUCUGAUAUUUGAAUUAUUAUAAUGAAAUAGACAAACCCCCAUAAAAUCUAAAUGUUAAGUGUACAAGUAAGAUGGAGAAUUCUGUGUAAUAAUGAAAUUUAUAUGUACUGCUUUAUAAAUUUAACUAUGUGCAUGGGAUUUUAGGUCCUCCCAAGAUAUCUGUAUUUAAAUGUUGUAGUCAUAUUUGUAAAAGUUUGAAAAUUUGUGUGCCAUAAGACUGUGAUGUUGUGAUUUGUAAGAAUUAUUUGGUGGUCAAGUUGAAUUGGUCCCUGCAGCAAAGUGAAGGAGCUUAAGUAGUUGGUCUGUAAUGGCAAAAGUCCUAAAAUAUCUCAGGCAAGAUUUAUCUCAAGAAAUUAAAAUGUCAUGUCUCUUUGAACAAGUACCUGUGCUCUAAUAGGUGCCUUCCCCUAAAUAAGUGCACAAUUCCCCUUGGCCAUACUAACAAACAAAUUUCCCUCUUCAAUAAGCACAGGCCCCUCCUCCCUCAAUUCUUUUAAGUCGCAGGGAUACAAGGAAAACCUGUUUCUAAUUAAUUGCCACUUUAUUUACAACUUUUUGAGCUUCAACCAUAGUGGAAUCAAUUUCCAUCCCAGUUAUUUUUUUCUCCGUGUACUCGCAGAAUUCCUCUAUAAGCAUUAUCUUUUCUUUAUUUUUUGUCAAAUUGCUGUGUUAACUUAAUAAGCACCCUUUUGAUUAAGCACCUUCUUCCUAUAUUAGCCCCCUCCUUUUAGGGGAGAUUUUAAAUAUGCCCCUGGAUACUUCUGGAAGGAAAUACAAUGGCCUGAAUUUUCUUGCUCACUAUAAGUUGCAGAGAUUAUUAAUAGUGAUUGAAACUUAAGUUCCAGAUCUGUUCCCCUCAAUUUUUUCAUACUCUUUUAUUUUUCUCAUCUGAUUUCAAAAUUCAUUUUUACAUUUAUUGAUGUGUAACCAAUAUGCCAUAGUGACAUUAAAAAAAAAAAUGACUUCCAGUUUGUUGUAGAAACAAUUUUUGGUCACACAUUUAUUUCUAACCAUGUUAAAUUAAAUGAUAUGUACUAAUUCAUGUAAUGGUCCUCAUCUGAAGUUACUUAACUCGGGUGGAAAUAGAUGUAUUUCUGACAGAAUUCUUAUGGGUUCAGUACAGGUAACGGUCCUUUACUAAUUAAAGAAAUCAAAGUCGGAUCAAGGGAACAAAAGAUGUAUCAGGGAUGUAGCUAAAGUUUUUAACAGGUGGGAAUCUUGCAAUGAUAGGCGGGUAUUUGGGCGGAAGGCCCACUCUAGCGUGCCUUUGGCACGCUACACCUAGAAUUGAAGGUGGGUGUAAACAAAUGAAAUAAAUAAAUAACAAUCUUCUGACAACAUUUGGAAACAUUUUGGAGAAAGAAGUAGUGCUUCACAGCUGGAAAAAUUGAGUUCACAGCCGGGUAAUUUUCCUGGCUUCUGGCUAUUAUCUACAUCCCUGAUGUAUAUGUAUGUUGGUAAUGUAAUUACAUAUUAGGAGGUAACAUAGGAACUAACAUACAUUGUGUGUAUCUAUAGAAGUGGCUUCAUAAUGUUGAUAUUAUGUAACCUAAAUUAAAAAAUUGUCCUCACAGGGAUCACAAUAAAUACAUAAUUUCUUGUAUCCUAAAAUGUCUGCAUACUUGAAUGACAAGUGCCAUCUCAUUCUUUUAAGGGAGAUUAUGUUUGCUUGUGUAACUUCAUUUGUUAAUGUACUACUUGGUUGGUUCAGCUGGAAAAUUGAGAAUAUUAUGCAAGUUCACAUUUUUUUUUGUUUCUAUGGACAGUAUUUUCGUGACAUUCACACAAGAAGAGAAAUACUGCAAAUUAUUACACCAUGCUUGAAUAAAGAUACUGGUUGUGAUUGGAUUGGUGAAGUCAGAUCUGCUGAGGUAAGAGUAAAGAGAUUACUUUUAAUACCUUGUAGCUGUAAAUGAUAUGAUAAAUCAAGUUGCUUGAUAUAUUCCCUGGUUGCAUGUGUUUGACUUUUCUAUUUCUUGAAGUCAAAUAACAUUAUGGUUUAAAAUGUAAUAAUUAAUCACCAAAUUUGCAUGUCUUGGGGGCCUAUUAAAGAAAAGAAGGAUAAAUGAAAAUUUGAUGGAAGAUCUGAAGGAAAGGUGGGUGGGACUAAUUGUAUGAUGGUAUUUACAUCUAUAGCACAUCAAAUACAUGUGUCCUAUGCACAAAUAAUAUUAUGUUUAUUUAUUCAACAUUUCACAGAUAAUGUAUUUUCUUAUAGUACACGCAGUUUGUUAUCUUAAAGACAUCACUUUUAGCCCCAUGCUGGUUCUGGAAGUAGUUCAGAUUCAAGUCACUUGGGCUUGGAGGAUCAAGCUGAAUUAGGCCUGAUCAGAUUGGGUCACUUUUUAUUUUUAACUCUGUCAACUAAGACUGAGGCAACUCAGAGAUCAUUUGGGUCCUGAAUUUAUAUAUUUUUUUGCAUGAAGUUUACGCUACAUUUAAAUUUUGGUGUUAUUUGAUCUGUUCAUAGGACCAUUAUAAAGAGUGUGAGUGUAGGCCAGUGACAUGUGUCAAUUCUGGCUGCAAUAAAGACAUACCACUUAGGACAUUAGCCAAGCACCAAGAGGAGGAAUGUCCUUUUAGAGACGUGGUUUGCAACUUCUGCUAUAAGUCAAUAAAGUGGGCUGAUCAAGCAGUAAGUAAAUGCUGGAAGCUUCAUUUAAAAUCAAGUAAUUAGUAAGUCAGAGCUAAUGUAUAAAAUUUAAAUAUAUCCAAGAAACCUGCUUGUUUGGGGAACCUUUGCUCAUGAUGAUACCCAGAGGCAACAACAUGUUAUUUAGCUUCUGCAUCAAUUAAGACUGAAAGGGCUUUCAUUGUUUUAUAAUGCAGAUCUAGUCCAAAAGAGUAUAACCUAAGAGAAACGUACAAGAGGAAAUUAUAACAUAAUUUAUACAUCCAAUAGGAUACUUAGUAAACUUAUUGACUGACUUCCAUAACAUGUAGCUUUCACUGUGAUUGAGUCAUUGUAUGGUUAUACUAUUAACAUUCAUUACAUUAUAGAACCAUAGUGAAAGCUGUGAAAACCUACAUGUUACUUGUGGAAAUUGUGGGAAAGAGAACAUUCAAUUGUGUGAGGUAAAGACUUCAACCACAUGAAUGCAAUUAUUAUAUUACAGUUACAUAUUACUAUUACUAUAUUUUUUAUGAGGGGAGGGGGGGGGAUUAAUUAUCACAAUUUUAAUUGAGAGCUAUUCACCGAAGUGGAGGUGGGUAUAAAAGGUGGAUAUUUACCUAACUGCGAGGCGACAAGUUACUUAUACAAUGCUUUCAAUGAGAUUUGAACCCAGGGGGAGGGCGACAGUUACAGUAUUGUGCAAAAGUAACGCAAACGAACUUCGACGAAUUUCCUGGCUUUUUGAGGAAAUUUCGCUGCGAAAGAACUUUCCGAGAACGAAAUUACGAACGAUAUUUCGCUGUGGACGCUACUGAGUUGCGAACUCUAGUGGGAAAGUUCGCUCUUCUCGAAAGUUCGGUGCGAAAUUUCGAGAGAAAAUUCGCUCUACUUAUUACAGCGAAGUGUAGUCCAUGUAUUGUUGUAAUGCAUUGGAAAAAAAUUCGAAUCAAAAUCAGUGUCAUCCACUCAAGUAACUAUUCUAUCGCUCCUUCCUGUUAAAACCUCAACGAAUGUUCGAUUGUUGAUGUGAUCCGAACAGCCAGGUGUUCGAGUCUAAGUAUAAACGACCACGCAAACACUCCAGGCAAGUGGAACUUCAACUGGGCGCCAUUUGUUAUGAAUAACUUUGUCAUAUAACAACACAUGAAAUUCCCAAUUUGUAGGCGAGACUCCACGCGAGGAAGCGUGUCGUGAACUGUUCGCAACCAUGGCAACGCAUGGUAUACCGAUGCUUCGUAAACAAUUCUCUCAUUCAUUCAUUGAUCUCGUAGCACUCUGGUAGUUAUUAUGCCAAAAAUAUCAAGCUAUACUAGAACUCGAAUCGAACUCCUGUAUAGCCAGGGCUUCCAUCCAGCUGGAAAAUUUAAAACCUUGAAAAGCGAAGUGUUACAAGUGAGCCUUUCAGGCAUCACUCGCUUAAUCAAGAAUCUGCGUCUUAAUAGCUUCGUAGCAAAUUUACCUCGCUCGGGGAGACCGAAAAAGCUGUCUAUGGAAGCAAGAGCUUUCAUAGACCAGCAGAUGCGUAGAAAUGACGAGACGACGAGCGCGGAGAUUCGAAAGAAGCUGGCAAAACGAGGAAUUCUCGUUAAUUCAUCCACGGUGCGAAGAUCGCGAAAGCAGCAAGGCUGAACUCUCUUACUUGCAAAGUAAGUUUUAGAAUCUUCUUUCGCACUCUCCAAACUUCCCGGGUUAAUGACGGGAUUCAAAUUUGUUCAUGUGUGAAUGUAAUCUGCGAAAACUAAAGAAACAUUCGGAUACCAUAUCUGCCAAAAAGGUGUACUGUUCGUAUAAAUCAAAAGCGAUGCGGAAAUUUUACUAUUACAGCAGCAUCUGAUGGCAUUGAUCAGAACAGGCUAAUGUUUUGUCUUUUCUGGUAUAAAACGAAACAUAAAGUCUUUAUUCUUGGUAAGUUAGGCGAGUAUUUCUCAUCGUUUGUAUUCGUGACCUAACUCUAGCGGAGGAACUGUCGUGUAUUUCGUGAACGUUAUAUGAUUAAUAGAUCGCGUACGUCGCAUGGCAAACAGUUGAGUCUAUCCAGCUCGAAAUUUCGACCAGUAGGCAGUAAGGCGAUGCUUUUUAUCGCGAAAUUUCGCUGAACUUUCGCUGAACUUUCGUUUCGAAGCGAAAAUUCGACGAAAUGGCGCUCUUUGUUCAAGGGAAAAUUCGCUCAAAAAGCCUCGAAUUGUCAUUCGAACUUUCGCGAGAACAAAAAAAGAAAUUCGCGCAUUUCGCUUGCGUUAUUUUUGCACAAAACUGUAAAAGGAAAAGGGAGGAGGCAAAGAUGGCCUCCCGAAUAAACAAUCGCGAACUUGUAAUGUUAAUUUCCAUUAGUAAGACCCCUGUGAUGAAAAUGUAAAAAAAUAAAAAAGAAAAUACGAUUGCACUUCCUGGCUAGAUGAAAACAAAUUAUAAUUUCAUCAUGCAAAGUAGGAAUCUUAGCAUGAGAUUCUCAGCCGCUAUUUAGUUUUUAUUUAAAACUGUAAGAACUGUUAAUGGGAGCAAACAUGCUUUCGCCUUUUGUGAUAGCCGUAAAGAAUAAUUAAGCACAUUGGAUGACUGAUAUUAAUUCGUGGCAACAAUUACGAAGCCUGAUAUGGUCACCCAGGGCUUUAAUUAUUACCUGUCUGCUCAUUACAGUUGAAGAGGCAUCAAGAUGCAAAGGACGGUGAUUGCACACAAAAGGAGUGUCCAUACAGAGACUACGGAUGUGAGCAUUGUGUAAGUUUGUUAGCCUGAUUACAUGCUAAAAAGUAAUUAAAUUUAGAUAAAAGCGUUUCGAGAUUGAGCAUCAAUGUUGGAAGUUAUUCUAACCGCCAGUAUAAUGUGGACUAUAUCGGAAAUCAACUUGAGUGCAUUUCAUCUCAUGCCUCAGUAAAGCGCUGGAAUAGUAUGUCCCCUUCACACUUGUUUAUGGUUUUUCAUGCUUAAUGCUUUAGUAGCAUCCCAAAGAAUUCUGGCUGCAAAUUCAGUUCUGCUAAAGAACAUUUAUCCAUUGUUUACUUCAGCCGUUAGUGCUGCUCAAAGAAAACUUGCCCUCAAAAUCUCCUUAUCUCCUUAGACGGCCUCCAUGUCAUCCGCGUCACUGUGAAACAGUGGUAACUGAAAAACUGCCUACUGAGACACUUAUCUCAGGAUACAACUAAGCACUGCCAAACAAGAGACUUCACUUUUCAAGUCACCCACGCCUGAAAACGUAGUGUUUUAGAAGCCUUUUCUUGACAUGUCUCCGUGCUAAAAGCUGGUUUGUCAGUUUUUGGACAAGGGGAAUAGGCGAUGUUUAUCAUGAUGCAGUCUGUUAAUUAAUUUUAAAAUUGUUCCAGGAGAAGAUGGAUCCCAAAGAGUUCAGGGCCCAUUUGGAUGCUGAUGUGGUCCCACACUCGUUGCUUGUGUUGCCACAUCAGAGAGGUAUGAAUGACCAUCGCGUGGAAGCUAACGCGGCUGAGUUAAGUGCCUUGAAAGAAAGUCUCGCUGCAGAUGAAAAGGUUAUUGCAGAACAUGAUUGGGCACUCCAAAGCCACUACCAAGAAAUCCGUCUUCUGAAAGAAGAUAUGGAGAAAUUGAAAAAAUCUCGUGGGUAA
Pocillopora meandrina is the source of this 6820-nucleotide messenger RNA. The record is from the annotation of a GenBank genome assembly. NCBI's taxonomy places the organism in Eukaryota, Metazoa, Cnidaria, Anthozoa, Scleractinia, Pocilloporidae.